Molecule: messenger RNA, 1586 nt
Organism: Seminavis robusta
Lineage: Eukaryota; Bacillariophyta; Bacillariophyceae; Naviculales; Naviculaceae
Source: the annotation of a GenBank genome assembly
AACAACAGCUCAGGACCACCAAAAUUGCGUUUUGGGCUCAACUGUUCUGGGACAGCCUCCCAACUUUCACACUUUCCCGUUGCAUCCAACAUUUAUUUCCCUCGAGACUAGUCUACCCCUCUUGUGCUCUAAUCAAUCCACUGACCAUGAGCAGCAGUCUGAAAUGUGCCAUCGAAAAAGCUGGUGGCAGUGCCCAGAAGGGCGGCUUUGAAGCAUGCUUUGCGCAAGGACUCGACCUUUCCGAGUUCACAUCUUCAUCUCCUACUCCAUGCGCUUCAGCUGCACUGUUGAAGAUCAAACAAAAAGAAUCGGAACAACGAAAGCAACAGGAACAAGAAGAUGCUGCAAUGGUGCGAGCGGUUCAACAACGGACAGAAACUAUAAAGCAGACACUCGGGAAAAAUCAACAAACCAAGGCCAUACUUUCGUCGGAUGGCCGUCAUCAAAACCAACGGGAACGAUCCCUGUUCUUGAAGAAUUUUGUGGUUCAACUGCAUCAGGAUGAUGCUAGCAAAGAACAUCGCAGCAAAGCCAGUCGGAGUCUCAAGGCCGCAUCCUCAGGUCUCCCAGCCAGCAGCAGCAACAAGAAGAAUGCCAGCAAGAAGAAACAGGCAGUGAAAAAGAACAAGAAGCGAUCCAAGCAUUGAGAGAAAAUUGAUCUGCUUGAUCAUGCAAUCUACCAUAUAUGAGAUGCCUUGUGACAUAAAAUUCUCAAGUCAAAUGGCAGGGCCAAUACUAUCUGCGAUAAUAUUUGCCGAAAUGAGCCCAAGGACGCACGGUGGGACCAUGAUUCAUCCGAAAGAGUUCACUGAUGGGGCGACACAAACAACAGCGUUGUCUGGUUGGUUUCGACCGAGAUGUCAGGCAGAGCCAUGUUCAGUACGGAGUGCUGCUGCUGUAUGCAUCCAUUUUCAAGGUAGCUAGAUGCCCUUUUUUGGGCUAAUCAACAACAACAUCAAAACGUAGAGGCAAGGAAGGAAUCUUCAAUCGACUAGCACAGGCUUUCAAUGACGUCCAAAUAUAGCACCAAACUGAGGCUUUACUCUGUGGUAACUUUUCGGUUGUUUGACUUUGUAGGUUGCAUCAUAUAGCUCCCCAGCUACCGUUGCUCCCGAUAUGGCCAUGCAUGGUUUAAAUCAUUCAAAGAUUCCAGCAGUUACUACCUUGUAUGUCUAUGCAGUGAAAUCCACCGUAUCGAUUUUCAGGUUUCAGCACCAGCCUGUGUUUCCAGUUAAGCACAGCACUAUCCCUGGACCCACCCCAUGCCCCACUCUUGGUGCAACUUCCGGACCACUUCGAGGACCAACACCCUGGCAAUCUCAUCACUUGCCUCCACUCCUGGACCAUCGCCCUACUGUAUCCCUAACCUUGGUGUCACCACUUGGACAUUUCAAUUUGUCCGUUUCAAAGAAAGAAAUGGUCAUCGAAUGUAAAUUGUUGGGAUUUUGGUUUAAGGCAGGGUCAUGAAGAAUGAUUCAGUUAAAUCAAUUUUGUACUUCAGUCAUCUAUACGACAUUCUGUGCGGAUUUUAUUUAAGCCUUUGCCACCGCAAAAGCCACCAAACUUCUUCCAGUUUCCAGCUGCCA